GACGGCUCGUUCCCGAGCUGCGCGGGGGGCCAGGACGAGGCCGAGAGCGACUCCGACCGCGAUGCUGACGAGGAAGAGAAAAUCCCGAUGACGUGCGAGAGCUCCCACGUAGACGAGAACGAGGCUGACAAGAAGCACUUCAAGCCUCUGGACCCCAUUGGCAACCAGGACAACCGAGGUGAUCGAGGCGACCUUCGCGACGGGAAGAAGCGUAUCAGCCCCGAUGAAUUGAUGGAGGUGACGCCCUGUCACAAGUACGAGGAGGAGGGCCACUGGCAGAGGGA
Molecule: messenger RNA, 284 nt
Organism: Prorocentrum cordatum
Lineage: Eukaryota; Dinophyceae; Prorocentrales; Prorocentraceae
Source: the annotation of a GenBank genome assembly